Megalopta genalis is the source of this 4676-nucleotide messenger RNA. RefSeq names its product knirps-related protein. NCBI's taxonomy places the organism in Eukaryota, Metazoa, Arthropoda, Insecta, Hymenoptera, Halictidae. Gene Ontology annotation, molecular function: zinc ion binding; DNA-binding transcription factor activity; sequence-specific DNA binding. The record is from RefSeq and is a predicted model, not a curated record. Gene Ontology annotation, biological process: regulation of DNA-templated transcription.
UCGAAGUAUACUUACGAGAGCGCGCGAGCCUAGCUGGCGAGCGAACGAGCGAACGAACGAACGAACGAACGCGCGACCGACCGAUCGAGCGAACGAACGAAGUGGGACCGCAGAAAAUAAUCGGAGAGGUGGGGGCUGAUUCAAGAAUCGACGUGGACACCCUCGCCUUCCAAAGUCAUUCACCUAACGGUCAUCGUGGCGUCAAGAAUCUUCUCCAUGUUUCGCUUCUUCUGUCACAUCUGCUUCCGUUAUCCGGUCGGAGUCGAGAAAUAUCGUUGGACUUUUCCCGGUUAGUGUUCUUUAAACAGCUGACAAAAGCGUUCGGACCGCCCGGUUGCUUCUCUUCCAAGGAUACCAAAGAGACAACGGGUGCGGGUUCGGUUUCGUUCGCAAAGCGAUCCAGAAUCGGUGCACCGCCAGAAACCGCACCGCCGAUUUUCCCGCGCAGCGCCAUGCCGAGCCUCGUGCCACGCGCCGAACAGUGAAAACGCUCGCCGGAGAUUUGUGAUUGGGACCAAGUGAUCGUGAUUACCGUUCGUCAGUGAUCGCUCGAUCUCGCGCGGACUUCCCAAAAAUUGGCAGCCGACGCUACGGUGGCUGGGGCCGAUCGAUCAGUGUGUCACGAAUCUGGAUGCGACAGUUACGAAACACAAUAUGGUGACGAAGUGUUGGAUAGUGUGCCGCUUUUGAUGUAUACCGACCACCAUUGAUACCGCCGUUGAGGACUGCCCGGGAAACGUGAACGUUCUUACUGUCAAGAUGAACCAACAGUGCAAGGUGUGCGGCGAGCCCGCGGCCGGCUUCCACUUCGGCGCGUUCACCUGCGAGGGUUGCAAGUCCUUCUUCGGUCGAUCGUACAACAACCUAAGCAGCAUCACCGAGUGCAAAAACGGCGGCAAGUGCGUGAUCAACAAGAAGAAUCGGACCGCCUGCAAGGCAUGUCGUCUGCGCAAAUGCAUCAUGGUCGGCAUGUCGAAGUCCGGCUCGCGAUACGGUCGUAGGUCGAACUGGUUCAAAAUCCACUGUCUGCUACAGGAACAACAACAACAGCAACAACAACAUCAACAGCAGCAGCAGCAACAACAACAACAGCAACAGCAACACCACUUCCAGCAAACUCUGCCGAAUCAAUCCUUGGCUCAUCAACAGGGGAAACCCAUGAGCCCGCCCAUCGGCAUCCACGCGGCGCAGCGGAAAGACGAUGUGCUCAUGCUCGGCCUAGACGACUACAAGAACUCGAGUUCGCCGAGCAUAAGUUCCCCGGAGUCGCAUAACAGCGACAGCUCCGUGGAGAUAUCCGAGCGGCGGGCCGCAUUCUCGGGACACCCUGGUUUCCGGCCGUUGCACUCGCACCUGCAACCCUCGGUGGCCGAUCUGUCGGCGCUGAGCAAGGAAAUGAUGACCUUGCCGUUGGGUUUCCAUCUGAGCGGAAUGUCUCUGAUACCUCCUGCCUUCCUGCCGCCCCAAAGCCUCACAAUGUUCUCUCCGUACCAUUUGUACGCUUCACACGGCGCGUCCCACCCUCUUGUACCCAACCAUUCCUCGAAUCUCCUUCGACACUCGCCUGCGAUCGAGGACAUCACGAACGCAGUCUCCGCCACAACGACCACCACCACCAGCACGGUCGACGUCGACGGCAAGGAGGUUUGCGAGUAUAAUAACAACAAUAACGACAGAUACGCCCACAAUCACAACGUGCUGGCGUCCAGGCAAACUUCUUCGCCAAACAUAGACACCGGAGAAACGUACACGAAGAGAUUUUACUUGGACGCGGUGCUGAAGAGACAACGAACGCAGCCGGGAAACUCCCCGCUGCCUAUCAAGGGUUCCGAGGACGCUUCGCCUACCGGCUCCCCGGAACCGGAAGCGGACUGCACGCCACCACAAGACGAUCCCAUGGACCUGUCCAUGAAGGCCACGACCAUGAAGAACAAGACGGAGGAAGCCGACGAAAUCGAUAUGGGGAGCGUGAGCGAUCGGAGCAGUCCGCCGCUGAAAAAGGGGAAACCGAUUGACCUGACAACGAGAUCAUAGAGAUAAGACUUUCAGGUCGAGCUCUACGACCCGGUUAGCCCGGUUAGGCCGGUGUAAUAAGCUUCGAGCCGAUGUUUGUUUACGCAAUGACGGAAAGCGAUCGGCGUGUCGAGAGUUGGAAGCAGUUGUAUCGAUUCCGAAUAGAACGCUUCAGCUGGUAUUGGCCCGAUUCUAGGGUGCCAGGGUAAAGGAAUCGCGCGUUCGAAGGACAAAUCGUUCGCGCCCGAAUGGUCUCGCGGGAAUCGCGCGAUCCGCGUAAACAGCGUCGCGACUCGGCAUGGCUCGAGGGAAGAAUGAAGGAUUAACGUCUCAAUUCCGGGUAAUCACGGUGAGGAUCGCUAGUCGCCGAUCGAUGGCUGGUUGCGCAAAAGCCAAUCGACUUUAACGAGAGUCCUCCGGUUUAAUUAACGAGCGCGCGCUCGUUCCCGGGCCGCGGUAAUCGUGCGAUGGAGCGAGAUGGCAGCGCGCGGCGCGGCGUGGCGCGGCGCGGCGUGGCGCGGCGCGGCGUGUGACGCGUUCGCAGAAGCGGGAGAGCGACGGAGCCGGUGCAUCGGUUGAUAAACACGUCAAACUGCGGGGUGCACGUGUUCGGAACGUGCGUUACAAACCGGCGUACACGUGUAGAACGUUGCCAACCGCUUUAUCUUACAAGCGUUCGACGCCUGCCAAUGUAAACGCCUCCGUCGCCACCGCUCCGCGCCGCCUCUUCUCUGCCGUUGUCCCAAGCCUAUUCGCGCUCGCCGCGAAGAAUCUUCGCCGAUACGAGGACCGUUCUCGGCGGGAGAAGAUCCGCGGGGUCCGUCACGGAGAAAUACCCGUGUGGCGCGGGAAUUUCGGUAAAAUUCCUGUACUCGCCGGCAACCACCCCGGCAAUCCGCUUUGCCAGCCGCGCGGACGAUACUUUUCCCGCCUCCUUGGUCCGCGCCUCCGAGCCUAGACUCGUCGAACACAGAUUUGCUUUUAGCACGGCUUCAGGACCUGCCGCGGUCCGCGCCAACCCGAUGACGCCUCGCCGGCCCUAAAAUGUUAGCGCCGAUCGGUUGGCGACGAGACGGGGGACUUCUGAAGAAUGUCCCAUGACUAAGAAUAUACCGAGCGAUCUCACACGUGGGAAAGGAACAGGGAUGAUCCCGAGAUGAUAGAGAAUUUGAUGUGCGUUUAGCUCCGUCUCCUUUUGUUUUGGAAUCGGGAACCUCGCUCCGAGGGAACCGAUUUUGUUGUUUGUUUUGUUGAAUGAUUGACGAUGAACUUCGAUUCUGAUGAAACGUGAGACGUUUUUGUGGCGAUGUUCGUGAGAUUAACGGUCGUAGAGCUUUGUCAUGUAAUGGUAUUUACGAUCCUGUAUAUAGAUUUUGUACAUACGUAGGCAGUUAAUGUUUUCCCGAAAGUAUUUUAUUCAUUAAUGACGUUGAACGAGAACGUCUCUUUAUUGUCAACGACACAACGCAACGACGAUUUUAUUAACGACUUUCUAUACACAUAUGCUUCGUUAGCUACUUGUUAUCAAGGAUUAUCCAGGUAGUCAAUAAAUGGCCAGUAUUUUAUGUUUUGGUUGAAUGUUGUUAAUCGCAUCUUAGACACUGAUUUCGGACACGUGCAAUUGUAGAUGUAUGGUAUUUAAUUAAGUCCCACGGGCGGCGCGUGAGGACACUGUAGGACCCUUGAUUCGUACCGAAGUAUCUCAAUUAGCGAUUAAGAAGGGUAUGAAAGUGUGUAGAUGAGACGCGAAUGGGACCCGGGCCAGUACUUACUUGUACAUGAACUAACGAAUUACACUGUUCAGAGUAAUUGAAUGAUCUUCGAACGAAGCGGAGGAUAUUGCGUAUGAGAACAUUAGAUUUUGUCGAAGCGAUGUCGAAGUUGUUAUGUCGAAGUUAUGUUAAGGUUAUGUUAAGUUUAUAUCGAUCAAGAUUAUUCAUUGUAAAUUUUGUCGAUCAUUUGUUACCAUGUUCGAGCGAACGAUCCUCCAAUUAUCCUGAACAGUAUAAUUUCGUUGUUUAAAAUAACUUUGUAAAUCGACCGCGGCACUAUUGCGAGUUUUUAAAAUAUAAAUAUAUUAUUAUACCUUUAAUUUAAAUCUCUCGGCGUUCACACGUUACUACAACUAAUCUCUAGACUGUUAGGCCAAUUACGAAGCCAUGCUGUUGUUUUACAAGUAAAGUACAAAUCCACCAAUCCCUGGGCCCUAUACUUGUAAAUACUCGGUAAUAAAAAAAAGUAAUCUACUCGGAAACUUUCAUUAGAGAAAAUAACCCGUGUUUCGAUGUAUCGCUGCUUUUGGUGACGUUCAGGCUAGCCGAGAAACCGACUUGCAAACGCGUCGACCAUUAAAUCGUAGAAUUAGCGAUUCAUUAGAGAUACGGAAGCCAACACACUGCCACGUUGAACUACUUAAACGCGCGAAACUAGGACGACCAAACGCGCUGUCGUCAGUUUUAUACAAACAACGAAGAAAAGCCAAUUGAAAAAAAGAAACAUUUGUCGAUAUAUGCAACUGAUUCGAGAUUCGAUGUAUAAUUUUAAAAUUUUAUGUUUCAGGACGAUUACGUUUCAAACGCUUGCAGUACUCCAUUAAUUUUAAGUAGACGAUUAAUAACAAUUGGAAAUGAAAAGUGAAAUAAAGAUGUUAAUGUUUAUACGAA